UGGCUAAAUGUAGUAUGCGAUAGGUCGUUACAAGAUACAGUCGCAGUCAUUGAGACAAGAUACGACAAAAUCAAGCAGUGUCUAUUAACAAUUAUGAAUUGAUUUGUAUUCAGACACGCUCGACUCGACGACGUCCGACGAUCGCAGCACUCAUUAUGUAUUUACAGACGUGAUGUGUAAUUAUUUAUUGAUUUAAUUGGGUUUUUAAUUAAAAGUAGUGUUUUUAAAUAUCUUAAUUUGGACCAUGAACAGAACAAACGAAAAUAAAGAAGCCAACGUCAUCGAUAAAGAUAACGGCAAUUUAAAUAACCAACAAGAUAAAACAUUCAAUCCUCCAACUAAUAAUCUAAAUACCUGUAAGGAAGAAGAUUUGAAGAAAUCAUGGUGUGUUACCGCAACGCCUUCAAUAUUACAUUUUUUAACAUUAUUAAUAUUAGGUACGUCAAUAUGGGGUAUAUUGUGGAGUGCAUGGGGUGAAAACUGGUGGAUAGGUGGGCCAUGGUUUCGCCUGGCUGCAGUUCCCGUAGCAGGAUGGGCCAGCGGACAAGUAUUACACAAAUUGACAACACUUCCACCGCUUCUUGCUGCUUUACUGACAGGAAUUAUAGCAAGGCACUGGGGCAUCCUUGACAUGAGAGAAUAUACUCAUAUCGACGCUUUCUUGAGAAAAGUAUACCCAGUUAUAAUUUUAGGCAAAGCGUCUUUAGGAUGGGACGUGAAAUACAUGAGAAAUAACUACAAACUGAUAGCAUCAUUAGGUGUCUUACCUUGGGCUGCCGAAGUAUUUAUACUUGCUGUACUGGUCAAUUUAUUAUUGGACUUUCCUUGGUUAUGGGGCUUCCUGCUGGGUUCCAUAUAUGCGUCCGUGUCAUGUGCAGUAAUAAUGCCAUCUGUGAUUAAACACAACAAACUCGCUGGCGGGAAACGCAAUUGGACACAACUGAUAUGCACUGCUGGUGGCAUCGAUACAGCCCUAAGUGUCGGCGUUUAUGGUCUUAUCUACAGCUUUAUAUUCUACGAUACCAAUGAUAUAUAUCGCUAUACAAAAGCGUCUUUGACGAUAUUUGUAGGAGUAGCGCUCGGUAUUAUGUGGGGCUCUUUAGCGGGUCUAGUACCCCACUCACAAGAUUUCUAUGUCACGGAGUUGCGAGUUCUCUUCGUGUUGAUCGGUGGUCUCCUUGCCAACUUUCUUACAUCACUAUUCGGAUGGGCAGGCGCAGGAGGCGUUGCAGUGCUAGCUUGCAACGCCACUGCAGCCACACACUGGGCGCGACACGGUUGGAAACUUAACAACAAUUCCGCAUCAACAACGUACCGCGUAUUAUGGGCUGCGUUUGAACCUACACUUUUCACCUAUACAGGAACAUUUUUUGUGAUCAAUACGUCUGUAUCAAGGCUGUUAUUAGGCUUCGCGAUCCUGGCUGUGUGCCUAAUAGUACGACUGUCAGUCACGUUCCUCGUCUGCUGGAAUUUUACGCUUAAAGAAAAGAUCUACGUAUGUUGCACGUGGAUAACAAAAUCAAUUGUCGAGGCUGUGUUAUGCCCCUUGGCAUUAGUCACAUUGAUGUCAUCUUAUGUACAUGACGACAUACGACUGAAAUACGCGGAAGAUAUGAUGAUACUUACAAUACAAGCAAUUCUUAUCACUACACCUAUUGGCUUUCUCUUAACAAACUGUAUAGAAGAAAAGCAGAGUAUAUAUCAAGAGUGA
Galleria mellonella (greater wax moth) is the source of this 1711-nucleotide messenger RNA. RefSeq names its product sodium/hydrogen exchanger 9B1-like. The coding region runs from base 245 to 1711 and encodes 488 amino acids. The transcript has 10 exons. Lineage: Eukaryota; Metazoa; Arthropoda; Insecta; Lepidoptera; Pyralidae. The record is from RefSeq and is a predicted model, not a curated record.